AUGGCUUCCUCGUCGACGCCAGCGACGCCGCUGCUCUAUUCCUGCAUCGCACACAAAACGACUAUCCUGUCGGAAUGCACAACCUCGGCCUCGUCGCAAACCUCGUCGCUCGCCUCCCUGAUCCUCCCCAAGAUUGAGCACACCAAGCCGCAAAAGCUCACCUACACCCACGGCAGCCACCAGAUUCACUACAUUGCAGAGGCUCCCUCCGAGUACCCCGAUCACCCAGCCGCCGGUGGGCUGACGUUUCUCGUCAUUGCCGACGCCUCGCUUGGCCGCCGCGUGCCCUUUGGCUACCUUGUCGAGGUACGCCGGCGCUUCUUCGCCGCGUUUCCCGAGACGAGCGACUUUUCCGACAUGCCCAACUACGGCGCCGGCUCCUUCAACGGCACGCUCAAGACACUCAUGGUCGACUACGGCGCCACGAGCGGCGGCCAGAGCGAUGCCAUUGGCAACGCGCGCCGUGAGAUUGAGGACGUGCGCGGAAUCAUGACCAAGAAUAUCGAGAGCCUGUUGGAGCGCGGCGAGCGCCUGGAUCUACUCGUAGACAAGACGGACCGGCUCGGGGGUAGCGCGCGCGACUUUCGCGUGCGCAGUCGGGGUCUCAAGCGCCAGAUGUGGUGGAAGAAUGUCAAGCUUAUGGCCCUGCUCGCUCUGGUCAUCCUCAUCAUUAUACUGGUCAUUGUCAUUUCUGUGAAAAAUUGA
Beauveria bassiana ARSEF 2860 is the source of this 705-nucleotide messenger RNA. RefSeq names its product synaptobrevin-like protein. Lineage: Eukaryota; Fungi; Ascomycota; Sordariomycetes; Hypocreales; Cordycipitaceae. Gene Ontology annotation, cellular component: membrane. Gene Ontology annotation, biological process: vesicle-mediated transport. The coding region runs from base 1 to 705 and encodes 234 amino acids. The transcript has 2 exons. The record is from RefSeq and is a predicted model, not a curated record.